AUGGAGCUGGGGUCCUGCCUGGGACAGGGCCUGGAGGACAGCAACUUCAUCCUGGCCAACGCGCAGGUCCGCCGCGGCUUCCCCAUCGUCUACUGCUCCGACGGCUUCUGCGACCUCACCGGCUUCGCGCGCACCGAGGUCAUGCAGAAAAACUGCAGCUGCUGCUUCCUCUACGGGGCUGAGACCAGCGAGCCCGUCCUGCAGCGCAUCGAGAAGGUGCUGGAUGGCAAGCAGGAGUACCAGACUGAGGUCUGCUUCUACAAGAAGGGUGGAGCUGCGUUUUGGUGCCUGCUGGACAUCAUGCCCAUCAAGAACGAGAAGGGGGAGGUGGUACUUUUCCUUUUCUCCUUCAAGGACAUCACAGAGAGCCGGGGCAGGAGCCAUGUGGGUGACAAGAAGGAGGAGAAGCAGAGGAGCAAGAAGCCCGGGAAAUCACGCCUGUGGGCAGCGCGGAGGCAGGGCCGGACAGUGCUGCACCAGCUCAGCAGCCAGUUUGCCCGGCGGGACCGCAGUGAGAUGAAAAUCAACCGUAACGUGUUUGAGAACAAGCCCUCCAUCCCUGAGUACAAAGUGGCCUCGGUGCAGAAGUCCCGCUUCAUCCUGCUCCACUACAGCAUCUUCAAGGCCCUCUGGGACUGGCUCAUUCUCCUGGCCACCUUCUACGUGGCUGUCACUGUCCCCUACAACGUCUGCUUCACGGGCACAGAGGACAGCCUCUCAGCCGCCCGGAGCACCAUCGUCAGUGACAUCGCCGUGGAGAUGCUCUUCAUCCUGGACAUUAUCCUGAAUUUCCGGACAACAUACGUGAGCCAGUCGGGGCAGGUGGUGUACGAACCCCGCUCCAUCUGCAUCCAUUACGUGGCCACCUGGUUCUUCGUGGACCUGAUCGCUGCUCUGCCCUUCGAUCUGCUCUACGUCUUCAACGUGACUGUGACCUCGCUGGUUCACCUGCUGAAGACGGUGCGGCUGCUGCGGCUGCUGCAGAGGCUGGACCGGGACUCGCAGUACAGCGCCAUGGUGCUCACCCUGCUCAUGUCCAUGUUUGCCCUGCUGGCCCACUGGAUGGCCUGCAUCUGGUACGUCAUCGGCCGCAACGAGCUGGAGAGCAACGACCCCCAGACCUGGGACAUUGGCUGGCUGCACGAGCUGGGCAAGAGGCUGGAGGCUCCCUACAUCAACAACUCGGUGGGGGGCCCCUCCAUCCGCAGCGCCUACAUCGCCUCCCUCUACUUCACCCUCAGCAGCCUGACCAGCGUGGGCUUUGGCAACGUCUGUGCCAACACUGACGCCGAGAAGAUCUUCUCCAUCUGCACCAUGCUCAUUGGGGCACUGAUGCACGCCGUGGUCUUUGGCAACGUCACGGCCAUCAUCCAGCGCAUGUACUCGCGCCGCUCGCUCUACCACACCCGCAUGAAGGACCUCAAGGACUUCAUCCGUGUCCACCGCCUGCCCCAGCAGCUCAAGCAGCGGCUGCUCGAGUACUUCCAGACCACCUGGUCCGUGAACAACGGCAUCGAUGCCAACGAGCUGCUGCACGACUUCCCCGACGAGCUGCGCGCCGACGUGGCCAUGCACCUCAACAAGGACAUCCUGCAGCUGCCCAUCUUCGAGACGGCCAGCCGGGGCUGCCUGCGCUCCCUCUCGCUGCACAUCAAGACCUCGUUCUGCGCCCCGGGGGAGUACCUGCUGCGCCAGGGCGACGCGCUGCAGGCCAACUACUUUGUCUGCUCCGGCUCCCUCGAGGUGCUGAAGGAUGAUGUGGUUCUGGCCAUCCUGGGCAAAGGGGAUUUGAUCGGGGCCGACCUGUGCAGCACAGACCAAGUGAUCAAGACCAACGCAGACGUGAAGGCCCUGACGUACUGUGACCUGCAGCACAUCGGGCUGCGCGGGCUCUGCGAGGUGCUGCAGCUCUACCCUGAGUACGCCAGCAAGUUCACAGCCGACAUCCACCAGGACCUGACCUUCAACCUGCGGCAGGGCAGCGAGAUGGAGUUGCAACCUGCCUCCAGGUGGAUCCCAGAGCAGAACCUGCAGCAUCCUUAA
This is a messenger RNA of Chaetura pelagica (chimney swift), 2043 nucleotides long. It is a transcript of the gene KCNH4, whose product is annotated as potassium voltage-gated channel, subfamily H (eag-related), member 4. Gene Ontology annotation, cellular component: membrane. The record is from RefSeq and is a predicted model, not a curated record. Bases 1 to 2043 code for a protein of 680 amino acids. Gene Ontology annotation, molecular function: voltage-gated potassium channel activity. The transcript is spliced from 12 exons. Gene Ontology annotation, biological process: potassium ion transmembrane transport; regulation of membrane potential. NCBI's taxonomy places the organism in Eukaryota, Metazoa, Chordata, Aves, Apodiformes, Apodidae.